GUGGGGAAGAUAAUCCCCAGAACCAUUAAUAGGUAACCAUUCCUAACAUUAUCUUUGUAUAUUUUCAGGACUUCAAGUUUCCCUUAACAGUAGUAAUAGUGCACCUGUUUAUGAAGUUUAUGCUGGCGGGGUUGUUUCGGGCAACCUACACUUUGGUAACAGGUAUACCCAGGGUAUUACUUCCUUGGGAUGUUUACUGGAGGAGAUUGUUACCUCCUGGAGCAGCUGCUGGCAUUGAUAUAGGCCUCUCUCAGUGGUCACUUGAGUUUAUAACUGUAGCCUUGUAUACAAUGUCCAAAUCUACAGCUCUACUGUUUAUUUUGAUAUUUGCAAUUGUCCUCAAAUUGGAAGAAAUGAAAUGUAGUUGUGUGAUUUUGGUGCUACUCAUCGCAGUGGAUUGUUCUUUUAAACAUGAGAGGAAGAACUAGCGUUCAACCUUUGGCUUCAUCCUUGUUAUUAUCGCCUCUUUGCUCAGUGGUCUUCGAUGGACAUUAUCUCAGCUGGUGAUGCAAAAAUCUGAACUAGGACUGAGUAACCCCAUUGAUAUGGUGUAUCACAUACAGCCCUGGAUGACUGUAUCCCUCCUUCCUCUGGCCAUAAUCAUGGAAGGUACAGAAAUAGCAGCAAGUGAAUAUGGAUUCCGGUUUACAGAUACUAAUGACACUUUGUAUAUGUGGGGUAGAGUUAUGUUUGGAGCUGUGCUUGCAUUCUUUAUGGAGGUUUCAGAAUACCUAGUUGUGUGUUACACUUCAUCACUUACGUUCUCUAUUGCUGGUGUGGCCAAAGAAAUCAUGACACUCUCACUGGCAGUCUAUGUCUACAAUGAACAUCUUUCUACUAUCAAUUUAGUAAGUUCAGUUAUUUUUACAUUGCUUAACUAA
Molecule: messenger RNA, 881 nt
Organism: Cherax quadricarinatus
Lineage: Eukaryota; Metazoa; Arthropoda; Malacostraca; Decapoda; Parastacidae
Source: RefSeq, a predicted model, not a curated record